AUGAAUAGGAAAUAAUUGUUUGGUGACGAAAAUCCAGAUGAUGAUAAGCGUAUAUCUAGUGGAGAUUAACCAGUAUAAAACAUUAAAAUCAUUACUAAGACUUAGUCGUAAGGUGGUUUUGGAAUUAAUAAUUUAGCUGGACGUCUUUACGAUAAAGGCUUUAAUUUAAAGACAAUGCCAUCAGUAAAGCGUGAUGCUAAUUCAUACUAAGACAAAGUUUUGACAGCAAAUUUAACUAAUUUAUAAAAUCGUAAAACCAAAUUAGUGCCACUGAUUUAUCAACCUUAAUCUGUAGUUUUGCACAAUGGUAAAAGAGUUCAUGCAGUGGUUAUGCCAGGAGGAUAGCUAGAGUAGGAUGGAUUUAAUCAAUCAUAAAUGGGGACAACAAGCUAUGGCGGCAGUGGAGCAUUAACUUAGUUUGGAUCUACAUAAUAGCCUAAUUUCUUCCGUUAAACAGCAAAAUCCACAUUUAAUGGCUAAUUUAAGCUUAAUUUUGGAUAAUAAAAUGAUGAUGGCGCCCCUUAAUCUAGAGGAAUGUAAAUUUAAAGCGCAUAAAAGAGUUUAAGAGGUGAAUCUCAGCCUCCUUUGGAAAAUGAAAUUCAACCUUUAAAUAAAUCAAGAACUGAUAAUAUGGACUUUAAAAAUUUUAUGUAUAAAACCCAUGAGCUAUUUCCUUAAAAUCCUUUAGAAAGUGGUCAAAAAGUUUAGAUAAGCCAGAGUUAAAAUAAAUUACCUCCAAUUGACCGUUCUUAGCUAGGAUCAGCAUAGCAAUAAAAUAAUAAUAAUAUAAAUCUUGGCUCGACAUAAGUAGGAUUUAAAGGAAGCUUCAUGGAAGCUGAUAAGGCUUUUUUAAAAAUUAAUGGUUUUUCAGAUGUUGAAAUGGAUAGAACAAAAAGACUUGUUGGAAGGAUUUCUGGAAAAUAAAAUAUAGACUAAAGGUAUAGAAAUACAAUGGGCCAAACAGGAGGAUUCGGCUCAUUUAAAAAAAAAAAGACAGACGAAGAAGAACUUGAUUAAAAUUAGCAGCAUCCUCUUCCUGAUUACAAAGGAGAAUUUACUGUAGUAUAGAGUGAAGAAUAAUAGAAUUAAUUAGGUGCAAACUUUGAAAAAAAAGGAAGAAAUCCUAAAUUAGAUCUUUAUAUUGAGCUUAUUUUAAAAAAUGUAGUUCAUGUUCACGAAUUUUAGUAUUUGAUACGUGACGAUAAAGAUAAAGAUGAUGAUGAUCCUUACAAUCUUAUUGUUGCUGACUAUAAAGAUAUAAAAGCUAAAGAAAAAGCUGGCACUCUUAAGGAAUUUUACACGAUUUCAAAAAAAGGUCUUACUCAUUACAUCAAUGGCAAACCAGUUGAAUUUAUAGGUCUUGCAGUGUGGAUGAAGGAAAGAGAACAUUAUGAUCAAAUUAAAAGUUUAAAAUUCUUUACUAAAUUUAGAAAAUGGAAAACUUUAAAAAUGUGGAGAAAAAAUGUUAUUAAGCACAAAACUGCUACUUGCGCCAAGGCUUUAAACGAAAAGCUAUUUAUCCUAAAUAAAACAUUCCGUGAUACUAUUCUUUAAUUCCGUUCAAAUACUUAUGAUAUGAUGGAAUCUUAGCGUUUUAUUAGCGUAGAUAACAAUUCAUACACAGGAGCUGAUUCUACUUACACUUUAGAUGAGUUUAAAAAUUUGUAGGAGUAAACCAGAAAGAAAAUAACAGAUAAAAUUUAAGAAUAUUCUAAGAAAUGCAGAACUAUUGUAAAAAGUGGCUUCGACGAAUCUCUUAAUGAGCUUAGAAGAAACGUCUACAUGGCAAACAAUGAAGAAGAUUAUCAAAAUUCAAGAAAAUAAAAUUAAAAUUUCUUUAGACUUAAAGAAUCUGCCUAUGAGAAUCUCGGCUUUUCAGAUAAUAUGAAUUACGAAUAAAGAUCUGAGCUUAGAAAAGUUUGUACUAAAUUCUUACGUUUUUCUUAUUUAGUUGACUUCUUGGCUAUGGAAUCAUUAAGCAACAUAUUUAAGUACAGUGUUGCAGAACUUGAAAAUAAGCUAACAUGUUUGGUUGAUGAGGAUUUCUUCUAUGAAUAAUAGAAGCUCAAAAAUAAUUAAAAUAUGAAUAACGAUCCUCUCUUUUUAGUUGAAAUUAAUCCUGGUUUUGAACCAAUACCUGAUGAUGCUACUGUUAUCGAACCUAUUAAAGAAUUUAUGCCUAAACCUUUUGGUGAAGAUACUGAAAAGUAAUUUAAUAUACUCCACCAUGUCAGACUUAAAGAACCAAAGAAAAAGACUGAAGAAUAAAAAGCUGCUGAUGCUGCAAAAAAAAAACCUAAAAAAUAGAAUGAAGAUGGUGAAGAUGAAGAGGAAGAAGAAGAUGAUGAAGAUGAAGAAGGUGUUGUUCCAGAUGAAAAUAGGACAUAUAAUCGUAAAAUUGUUCCUACUAUAACUGAAAAAUGGAUUAGAAUAUCUCCUGACAGAGAAACUAUUAUUUCAGACAUAUUACGUUGUAUUGCAGAAGGUACAAACUCAAUUUAGGCUUUUGAAAGAUGGAGUAGACAUGACGAUAUGACUAUUUAUGUUAGCGUUUUAGAAGAGUGGGAUGAUAUGGUUGGAGAUGAUUGGGAGCAUCCAGAUACCAAUUACUUAAAUCCUUAAGAUUGGAUUGAUGGAGGAUCACCUUAAGAUAAAUUUUAAAAGACAUUUAGAGAGCUCAUUUCUAGUGCUUUUUCAAGAUGUGAUUCAUUCAUUAAAGAUUCAUUCCAUAAAUAUCUUAUUGAAUAUUGGGAAAAUGAAUAAAUUGAUUUAAAUAUUUUCCGUAAUGAAAAACUUUUAAAUCCUGGUGAGUCUUUUAACUGGACUUUAAGGAAACUUACAGAUCAAAAGGAAGUUUAUGAAAAAGAAUUUCCUGAUCAAAAAGAUUUAGGUCUACUUAGAUUGGACUUCAAAACCCUAAGAAAGAAAAUUAUAAAUUUCCCUAAUGAAAUAAUUAAAAAAUUCUCUCUUUUCAUGCCAGAGAUGAUUAGAUUAAGAAAUAUCGAAGUCAAAGAUUGGAUGAAUAAUGCAACAAACUUAUUCAAAGGAGGUGGAGCAAACAUUGAUGAAUUCGUAAAGAGAAGCAAUAACCUUAAGAUAGUUUAAAGAUAACUACCUAAAUAUAAAUAAAAGUUUAGCGAUAUAUAACAUAUUAGAAACAUUAUUAUUGAAAAUAAAUUUGAUAUGAAAAAAGAAGAUGUAUCUGCUAUUAUAGACACACAAAAUGUUUAAAAAAGAUUAGAAUAAACUAUUCUAAGUGCUGAAGAACUUGCUGAGAGAAAUAUAGAAAAUUAUAUCCGUGAUGUUAAAGAAGAUUUAAUCCCUAAAUUAAUCAAAGAAGUAGGUGAGUUAGAUUCUCAAAUAUAAAAUAAGAAAUAUCUCAGCGAGGAAUUAGAUAUUAAUGUAGCCAUUAAAGAGUUAGAAGGCUUGUACAAUGAUGCUAAAAAGCUUGAAGAUAACAGUAAAUUAUACAAUCAUUAUGAACAUACCCUCGGAUUACCUAUAAGCAGAUUCGAAGAUCUGGAAAUGCUCCUAUAGGAUGCUAACCUACGUUAUUUAAUGUGGAAGUCUUUAAAGGAAUGGAAGGAGUUAAUUUCAGGAUGGGUUGAUGGUAAGUUUAAAGAUAUUAACACUGAAGAAAUUAAAAAUAAGGCUGAAUAUUAUAGUAAGAUAGUUGCUCGUUGUGACAAAAAGCUCCCUUAAAAUGCCAUUCUUACUGAACUUAAAAAAUUGGUUACUGAUUUCCGUAAUACUAUGCCUAUUGUCUUAGCAUUACGUAACGAAAACUUAAAGGAUUAUCAUUGGAGAGACAUCAAGAAAAUUAUUGGUGAAUUUGAGAUAAAUGAUGAAUUCACUUUAAAGAAAUUGAUUGAUAUGAAAGUUGUAGAUUUCAUGGAAGAAAUUUAAGAAAUUUCAAUUCAAGCAACUUAAGAAGCUUCUUUAGAAAAAUAGUUCCAAGAAAUUAGCGAAAAAUGGAACAAAUAAGAAUUUACUUUAGCUCCUUACAAGCAUCACUAACCUCGUACAAAGGACGCUUAUGUACUUGAUUAACUUGAUGAGCUCUUUGCUGCUAUAGAUGAAUAUUUGGCUAACUUGAACAAUAUCCUAGGUUCUCGUUAUCUUAAAAAAAUUCGUGAGGAAGUUGAGAAGUUCUAGAAAAACGUGCUUUAUAGUUAAGAAUGUAUUGAUGAUAUGCUUGCAGUUUAAAAGAACUGGAUUUAUUUAGAAAAUAUUUUUUCUUCUAACGAAAUUAAAAGUAAACUUAGAGAAGAAACUUAAUAAUUUGAAGGUGUAGAUAAAUUCUUCAAAAACUAAAUGUCUAAAGCAAAUAAAGGUCAAGGAAAGCUAAUUCAUAAAUUUAUAAUUUAACCUAGCAAAUCAACUGCUGCUGCUGCUCCUCAACCAGCAGAAGCUUAAAAAGAUUAAAAGGAAGGAGAUAAAAAGGAAGUGAAAACUCAAAAAAAUGAUACUUUGAGCUAAUGGCGUAAGCACAAAGAUACUCUUAAUAGUAUUCAAAAAGCAUUAGACGACUAUCUUGAAGAUAAGCGUGGUGAAUUCCCUCGUUUCUAUUUCUUAAGUAAUGAUGAACUUAUUGAAAUUUUAGCUAAGGCUGGUGAUAUCGAGGCUAUUUAGCGUAACUUAAAGAAAUGCUUUGAUGGCAUCCAUCGUUUAAAUAUUGAUUCCAACAAUUCUAUAAAGGGUAUGAUUUCUCCAGAAGGCGAGACAAUAGAGUUUAACAAAUUCUUUACUGCUAAGGGAGAAGUAGAAAAGUGGUUAUUAUAAGUCUAAGAAUAAAUGAGAGAAAGUCUUAAGAAAGCAAUUAAAAAAGGAAAACAAGAUAUUGAUAAAGAUAACAAAGAAAGAAAGGAUUGGGUAUUAUAACAUCCCGCUUAAGUUGUGGCUACCGUUUCUAACAUUAUGUGGACUCAAAGCACAGAAAUUUUUAUUUAGUAACAAGGUGAUGCUGAUGCUGAUAAUCCCUUAGAGAAUUGGUACAAGAUAAACAUUUAAUAACUAUAAGAAUUAACUGCUCUUAUCACACAAGGCCUUGAUCCAUUAAAACACAAAUCUAUAGUUGCUCUUAUUACUUAGGAUGUUCAUGCAAGAGAUAUAGUUUACAAAUUAUGGGAAGAAGGAACUUGUUCAGUAAAUGAUUUUGAAUGGUAAAAACAAUUACGUUAUUACUAUUAUGAAGAGCCUGAAAAUGAAGUAUAAGUAAAGCAAGUAAAUGCAAAGAUUAAGUACGGAAAUGAAUAUCUUGGUGCAACUACAAGAUUAGUUAUUACUCCUCUGACUGAUAGAUGUUGGAUUACAAUUACAGGUGCUCUCAACAUUAAGCUUGGUGCAGCUCCCGCAGGUCCAGCAGGUACUGGAAAGACAGAGUCAACAAAAGAUUUAGCUAAAGCUCUAGGUGUAUUUUGUGUUGUCUUUAACUGUUCUGAUUAAAUUGAAUAUUAAAUGAUGGGUAGAUUAUUCUCAGGUUUAGCUUAAUAAGGUGCUUGGGCAUGUUUAGAUGAAUUCAAUCGUAUUGAUAUUGAAGUCUUGUCAGUUAUUGCUCAAUAACUUCUAACUAUUCGUCAGGCAUUAAUGAAAGGAAUCAAGGAUGAUGAAAAAUUCUUGUUUGUUGACAGAAUGAUCCCUCUUAAAGCUGAUGGAUAUGGUGUUUUUAUCACAAUGAAUCCUGGUUAUGCUGGACGUACUGAAUUACCUGACAAUCUUAAGAUUCUUUUCAGACCUGUAAGUAUGAUGAUUCCUGAUUAUAGAUUAAUUGCUGAAAUUAUGCUUUUUGCAGAAGGUUUUGUAAAUGCAAAUCCUUUAUCAAAGAAAAUGGUUUAAUUGUACACUCUUUCAUCAUAACAACUUUCUCAGUAAGACCAUUAUGAUUUCGGUAUGAGAGCUGUCAAGUCAGUACUUGUUAUGGCAGGUGCCUUAAAGAGAGCCUAGCCAGACUUAAAAGAAGAUGUUGUGCUUAUUAGAGCUAUGAGAGACUCGAACGUACCUAAAUUCUUAAAAGAUGAUUUACCUCUAUUUUCUGCUCUUAUCUAAGAUCUUUUCCCCAACGAAUAAAUUCCAGAUCCAGAUUAUGGUGAGCUUCCACAAUAAAUUGAUCAAUCGUUUGAACGCUUAAACUAUUAAAAAGUAGAAGAAUUAAAGCAUAAAGUUAUUUAACUUUUCGAAACAUUCAACGUACGUUUUGGAGUUAUGCUUGUUGGUGCUACCACUUCUGGAAAAACUGCAUGUUUUAGAACUUUAGCUGAUUCUAUGUCUCAAUUAAGAAAGAGAGGAUCAAAGGAUAAUAGAUUCUAAGAAGUAAAAACCCAUAUAUUAAAUCCUAAAUGCAUUACAAUGGGUGAGUUAUAUGGUCAAGUCAAUCCCAAUACAUAAGAAUGGCAAGAUGGAUUAGCUUCUUAAAUCAUGAGAGAAGCAGCUUCAGAUGAAACUGAACUUCGCUAAUGGGUAGUAUUUGAUGGACCUGUUGAUGCCCUUUGGAUUGAAAACAUGAAUACUGUGCUUGAUGAUAAUAUGAUGUUAUGUCUUGCUAAUGGUCAAAGAAUUAAACUUAGGACAUAAAUGCGUAUGCUUUUCGAAGUUUAAGACUUGAGGGUUGCUUCACCAGCUACAGUCUCUCGUUGCGGUAUGGUCUACUUAAUGUAUGAAAACUUAGGAUGGAGACCUUUUGUUUAGUCUUGGAUAGAAAAGAAAUUUACAACAAAAUUAGAUUUAAAUGACUAAGUAGAAGUAGAGGAGGUUCUUAGCAAAGAAUUAAGAACUCACUUAUAUACUCUUUUCGAUGAGAAGGUUGAUUUCUUUAUAGAUCAUAUUAGAAAGAUGAAAGAACCAAUUGCAACUUGCGACCUUUAAUUGGUUAACUCACUUUGUAAUUUGAUUGAGUGUUUCAUAAGCGAAGAAUAUGGAUUUAAGAAAAAUGAAAGACCAGAUUUCAAAAAAAGAUAUCUUGAUCAUGCCUUUGCUUUUGCUUUUAUCUGGAGUAUGUGUUCUACAGUCAAUGAAUUAAACUAUGAUAAAUUGGACAUUUUAAUUAGAGAUAAAUUCCCUCUUUGUAUUUUCCCUAAUUAAGGAACUGUUUAUUCUUUCUUCUUAGACGUAGGUUCCUAACAACAUAAUGAUUUAACAUUUAGACAUUGGAAUGAUAAAACACCUGAGUUUGUUUAUGAUAAAGAAAUUCCUUACUUUAACUUGCUAGUGCCUACUCUAGACACUGUUCGUUAUAGUUUCUUUACAGAAUGGCUACUUUCAUUUAAAAAGCAUAUGUAUUUAACAGGUAUGAGUGGUACUGGUAAAUCAGUUAUUCUAUCCACAAUAUUGACAUAGAUUUCAGAAACAAGAAACGUUGAUCAUUUCAGUCUAAUUUUCUCAGCUUAAACAUCUUCUAAAGUUACAUAAUUGACAAUUGAAGGAAAAUUGGAAAAAAUUAAAAAAACAUUAUUGGGUGCCAAACCUAAUAGAAAGACUGCUGUAUUUAUUGAUGAUAUUAAUAUGCCUUCUGUUGAAGAGUAUGGAGCAUAACCUCCUAUUGAAUUAUUAAGAUUCUUGGUAGAUAAAGGUGGAUUAUAUGAUAGAAAAGAAAGAUUCUGGAAGGAUAUUUAAGAUACCAUUCUUUGUAUCUGCUCUGCCCCUCCAGGUGGUGGUAGAAGUAUGUUAACUCCUCGUUUCACAAGACACUUUAAUUUAUUGUGUGUACCAUAACCUACAAGAGAUAUUCUUUUUAAAAUAUUUGAGUCAUUACUAACAGGUUUCUUCAAUACAGGUUUCCCAGAUACUGUAAAAAGAAUGGCUGAUGCUAUUGUAAAUGGUACCAUAGAUGUGUAUCAAACAAUCGCAAUAGAGCUAAAAGCAAAACCUUCUAAAUUCCAUUAUACAUUUAAUCUUCGUGAUGUCUCUAAAGUUUUCUAGGGUAUUAUGAUGACUACGCCAUAUGGUGGUGUUAGAGAUGAAAAUAGUGCAACAAAACUAUGGAUACAUGAAGUACAAAGAGUCUUCCAUGAUAGACUUAUUAAUGAUGAAGAUAGAGAUUGGUUCUAUGAAUAUAUUAUGCAAUUGCUCGGAAGGCAUUUUAAAUCUCGUUUGUAGAAAUCUGAAAUAUUUGGUUCUCAACAAAUUGUUUUUAGUGAUAUACUUCGUCUGGAUUUAGAAAGGAAGGAAUAUGAAGAUGUAACAGAUAAAAUGUAAAAAGUAAUUAGGGUGCUUGAUGAUAAGUAGGAUGAAUAUAAUUCAUCAACCACUAAUAAUAAAAUGAAUUUAGUUUUCUUUGAUGCUUGCAUUUACCAUAUCUUAAGAAUCCUUAGAGUAUUACGUUCUCCAAGAGGUAAUGCAAUGUUAAUAGGUGUUGGAGGUAGUGGUAAAUAAUCACUAACUAAGCUUGCUACAUUCAUGCUUGAGUAUAAACUUUCACUUCUAGAAAUUACUAAGGGAUUUGAUUCUGAAAAAUUCAGAGACUUUAUAAAAGAAUUGAUGAAAGACUCCGGAGGUGCUCAAGGCAAAGGAACCACAUUUAUAUUUACUGAUAAUCAAAUUGUUUAUGAAUCUUUCUUAGAAGAUAUUAACAAUAUUUUGAACUCUGGUGAAGUUCCUAACUUAUGGUAGCAAGAAGAUAAAGAUGCUUUGAUUUCUGAUGUUAGAGAAAUCAAUAAAAAGUUAAGAAGAGCAGAAGAUCCUGAUACAAUUUACAAAACUUUUGUUGAAAGAGUGAGAAACAACCUCCACAUAGUUUUAUGUAUGAGUCCUGUAGGAGAUGCAUUAAGAGUAAGGCAUAGAAAAUUCCCAUCACUUGUAGAUUGUUGUGCCCUAGAUUGGUUUUCUCCUUGGCCUAGUGAAGCUCUGAUUAGUGUUGCUACAUCAAUAUUAUCUAAUGAUUAAAAUUUCCCAACUCCUAACACAAUUACUAAAGAAGAAUUAAUAGAAUAAGUAGCAUUUAUGUGCAAAGAAGUCCACAUUUAAGCAAGUAAGUAAGCAGAAGUUUUUGAAUAAUAAUUAAAGAGAAAAGUAUAUUACACACCUAAAUCUUAUCUUGAUCUUAUCAAGCUUUACCAAAAGGCUCUCUCAGACAAAAGAGCUGAAUUUAUCACUAAUCAGAGUCGUCUAUCUUCCGGUCUUACAAAGUUAGAAUAAGCAAAUAAAUCAGUAGCUUAACUCUAAAUUGAUCUCACAGAAUUGAAGCCUUAGUUGGAAGAAAAAACUAUUUAGGUUAAUGAAAAACUCAGGGAAGUAGAAAAGGAUUCAAAUAUUGCUGCAGAAAAAGAAGCUGUGGUCUAAGAAGAAGCAGAAAAAGUUCAAAAGCAAGCUGAUCGUAUUUAGUUAAUCUCAGAUGAAGCUCAAGCUGAGUUAAACAAAGUUAUGCCUGAACUUGAAGCAGCAAUGUAAGCUGUAUAAAACCUUGAUAAAUCUGCAUUAAGCACCCUCAGAGGUAUGGCUAAUCCUCCACAAUAAGCCACCAUUACCUUCGAAGCAGUUGCUGCAUUGAUGGGUGAAAAGAAAACUGAUUGGGCUUCAGUUAAGUAAAUAUUCUUGAUGGAUGUUCCUAAAUUCAUAGAUAAAAUGAUUGGUUUUGACAAAGAUAACAUCUCAGAAGAUAGGCUUAAAAAGUUAAAUAAGGUAUUGGCUAAGCCAGAAUUUAAUUUAGAAGAUAUCAAGAAAAAUUUGAGCUAUGCUCAUGGUCUUGCAUCUUUCUGUUUAGCUAUGAAAGUUUAUGCUGAUGUAAAUUCUAAAGUAAAACCUAAAAAAAUAGAAGUAGCUAGAUUAAACAAUGAACUGAAUGCAGUUAAAUCAGAGUUAUAUGAAAAAGAAUCAGAACUCAAAAAAGUCAAAGAUAAUGUAUAAAGACUCUAAAUGGAAACCUAAAUGAUGGUUAAAUAAAGAGAAGAGCUUGAAACUAAUAAAGAAUUAACUGAGUAGAGAUUAGAUAGAGCCUAAAAACUUAUAUAGUUAACAGCUGACGAAUAAAAAAGAUGGGAAAAAACAGUUGUAAGAUUAGGAGGAGAAAUAGAAAAUUUGUUUGGAGAUGUUUUCCUUUCAACAGCUUAAAUUUCAUAUAAUGGUCCUUUCACAGGUGUAUACAGAAAAGAGCUGAAUACAAAUUGGUUAACAAUGAUUCGUGAAAAGAAUAUCCCAACCUCUGAAUAAUACAAUUUAAUUAAAACUCUUGGUGAUCCUAUGUUACUAAGAGAGUGGGUUAUUUAAGGUCUUCCUAGUGAUUAGGUAUCAUAGGAGAAUUCUAUUUUCGCUGUUAAGGGUUUCAGAUGGCCUCUACUUAUUGAUCCUUAACUUUAGGCAAAUAAAUGGAUUAAAAAUAUGGAAAAACAAAAUAAACUAUCAAUCUUUAAAUUUUCCACUCCUAAAUUCUUAGAUAUCGUUAAGCUUCAAGUUGAAAACGGUUACCCUAUUUUAAUUGAAGAUGUCGAUUCAGCUAUAGAUCCUUCAAUUGAUUCAGUAGUUAACAAAGAAUUUUCAGAAGUUGAUGGUAGAUUAUAAUUAAAAUUAGGAGGAAAAGAUAUUAAUUACCACAAAGACUUUGCUUUGUACAUGACUACUAAAAAACCUAACCCAUAAUACUUACCAGAAAUAUUUAUCAAAGUUAAUGUGAUUAAUUUCACCGCUACAUUUGAAGGUCUAGAAGAUUAACUUCUUGCUGAUGUAGUUAAAAAUGAAAAGCCAGAAGUAGAACAUUAAAGAGAUGAAAAUGUCCUUAAGCUUGCAACAUUCCAAAAGCAAAUUAUUUAAUCUGAAAAAGAGAUUCUUCGUCUGCUUGCAGAAGCUAAAGCUGAAAAGAUAUUAGAUGAUGUGAAUUUAAUUAAAACAUUGUAGAAUGCAAAAGAAAUGGCAGAAGAAAUCAAUCAAUAAAUUGCAAAAUCAAUGGAAAUUGAAAAGAGCAUUGAUGCUACUAGAAGCUCAUAUAAAAGUGUUUCAAUUAGAGGUUCUAUUCUCUUCUUCGUAAUCAAAGAUCUCUCUUUGAUUGACCCUAUGUAUUAAUACUCACUUCAAUAUAUCAGUAAGCUCUUCAAUUAGGCUAUGUAAUCCUCGGAAUAAUCAGAUGAUUUUGAAUAAAGAUUAAAAAUACUUAUUGAAAACAUUACAAAAACAAUAUAUACAAAUGUAACUAGAGGUCUUUUCGAAAAAGAUAAGCUAAUUUUCUCUUUCUUGAUUGCCACAUCUAUAAAUAAGCAUGCUAAUAUACUAAAUGAAGAUAUCUGGAGAAUUCUCUUAAGAGGUGCAGGCUUGUUUGAUAAGUCAAAGUAACCACCUAAUCCAGAUAAGGUUAUGAUUCAACCCCUUUCUUGGGAUUUAGCAUAUUCUCUUGAAUUAGACUUCCCUGAUUAGUUCAAGGGUUUCACUAAGCACAUUUCUUAAAAGCUAUCCCUUUGGAAGGAAUAUCAAACAAGUGAAGAUCCCCUCUCUAAAAAAUUACCUGAAGAAUGGCAUACAAAACUUGAUGAGUUUGAAAAAAUUGUUGUAUUGAAGAUCUUUAGACCUGAAAAAAUUAUGUUUGCAAUCAGUAAUUAUGUUUAAUAUUAUCUGGGUAAAUUCUAUGUUGAAUAACCUAGUGUUACUAUGGAAAGAAUUCAUGCUGAUUCAGAUAUUUCAACUCCAAUUAUCUUUGUCCUCUCUUAAGGAGCAGAUCCAACAACUUCAAUUUUGAGCUUUGCUCAGUAGAGAGAAAUGAAUGAAAAGCUUAAGAUUAUUUCUUUGGGUUAAGGUUAAGGUAAAAAAGCCAGUAUUCUAAUAGAAGAAGCUAAGAGAGAAGGCAAUUGGAUAUGUCUUUUGAACUGUCAUCUUGCACGUACUUGGAUGCCUGACCUUGAACUUAUUAUUGAAAGAAUACCUGAAUCUGAAAAUGUAAGUAGCGACUUCCGUAUCUUUUUAACUUCUAUGCCAGCAAGUUACUUCCCUGUAUCAGUUUUGCAAAAUGGUAUCAAGAUCACAACAGAGCCUCCUAGAGGAUUUAAAGCUAAUUUAAAAAGAAGUUGGGAUAAUCUUACAGAUGAGUUCCUUAAUGAUUGUACAAAAGCUGAUGUUUUCCAUAAAUUAACUUGGGGUUUAACAUUUUUCCAUGCAAUUAUUUAAGAAAGACGUAAGUUUGGUCCUCUUGGUUGGAAUAUUCGUUAUGAAUUCAAUGAUUCUGACUUAGAAACUUCGACAACUGUCAUGAGAAAACUUCUAGAUGAAUAAGAAUCAAUUCCAUGGGACGCACUUCUCUUCGUAACAGGAGAAAUCAAUUAUGGUGGUCGUGUAACAGAUGAUUGGGAUAGACGUUGCUUGGCAACAAUUUUAAAGAAAUUCUAUGUCAAAGAAGCAUUAGAAGGCACUUAUUAAUUCUCUGAUUCUCCAGUCUACAAAAUUCCAAGGAUAGGAAAUAUUGAACAGUACAGAGCAUAUAUUGAAAGCUUGCCUUUAAAUGAAGAUCCUUCUGUUUUUGGUAUGAAUGAAAAUGCCAAUAUAGCUUAUCAAGGAUAAGAAUCUACAAAAAUGAUUGAAACUAUUCUAUCUAUUUAACCAAGAAUGACAUCUGCUUCUGCAGGUAAAACUCCAGAUUAAAUCGUCCUUGACUUGAAGAAAAGUCUGGAAGAAUAAACUCCUUAACUUCUUAAUAAGGACGAUGGAAAUAAAGAAUUGUUUGAGAAGGAUGAAAAUGACUUAAUUCCUUCUCUUUCUACAGUUUUAUUAUAAGAAAUGACUAAAUUUAAUUUAUUAAUUUCCACUGUGAAUAGAACUUUAGCAGAUUUAGGAAAGGCUAUAGAUGGUGACAUAGUUAUGUCAUCAGAUCUAGAUUAAACUUAUAAUUCUUUAUUAAAUAACCAAGUACCUAAGUAGUGGGAAAAAGUCUCAUAUCCCUCCUUAAAGCCUUUAGCAUCAUGGAUUAUUGAUUUACGUGAAAGAGUUUAGUUUAUGGCUAAGUGGCUAAAAGAAAGUACUCCAUUCUGCUAUUGGAUCUCAGGUUUCUUCUUCCCCUAAGGUUUCUUAACUGGUGUCUUAUAGACUUAUGCAAGAAGCCAUAAAAUUCCUAUUGAUGAAUUAUAAUUUAGCUUUAGAAUAUUAGAUUUUGAUAAAGAACAAGUCACAACAAAACCAACAGAUGGUGUAAAUAUUUAUGGUUUGUACUUAGAAGGAGCUUAGUGGGAUAGAAGAAGAAAGACCAUAUUAGAUGCUGCUCCAGUAAAUUAAAUUAUAAAUUAUAAUAUGUACUAAUUUUUAAAUAUAACUAUAGAAUCAAACAAGCUGCUUCAUGCCUCUGCCCUGUUUAUAAAACCUCAGUUAGAGCUGGUGUUCUUUCAACAACUGGUUAGUCAACAAAUUAUGUACUUACUGUAGACGUUCCUUCUAUUGAUUAAAAUCCAGAUUUCUGGGUUCUAAGAGGAGCUGCUUUACUUUGCUAAUUAAAUCAAUGAUUUAAGAUAAUCUAAAAAAAAUAAAAUCAUUUAAAUAAAUAAAUAAAUUUUAAUUUUAUAAAAAAUAACUAUUUUAAUUUUUGUUUAGUUUUAUUCGACUCAAGUGUAUAUUUACUUUUUGCUUUUUAUAUUUUCAAAUGAAGCAAUUAGAGAUAAAUAAUAUCAAAUAUCUAAUCACUACUAAUUUUAUAAAUUUAUAAAUACAUAAAAAUUUUCUAUUUUAAAAUUAUAAAAAUAAACCUUCUAUUAAUUUGCAUAUAUUUAAUUAACAAAAGAUAAUCAAUCAAUCAAUUGA
Molecule: messenger RNA, 13695 nt
Organism: Tetrahymena thermophila SB210
Lineage: Eukaryota; Ciliophora; Oligohymenophorea; Hymenostomatida; Tetrahymenidae
Product: dynein heavy chain, amine-terminal region protein
Exons: 23
Biological process (GO): microtubule-based movement
Cellular component (GO): dynein complex
Molecular function (GO): ATP binding; dynein intermediate chain binding; minus-end-directed microtubule motor activity
Source: RefSeq, a predicted model, not a curated record